This is a messenger RNA of Brassica napus (rape), 4262 nucleotides long. RefSeq names its product putative F-box protein At1g57580. Lineage: Eukaryota; Viridiplantae; Streptophyta; Magnoliopsida; Brassicales; Brassicaceae. The record is from RefSeq and is a predicted model, not a curated record. The transcript has a single exon. Bases 1582 to 2718 code for a protein of 378 amino acids.
GAAAAAUUUAACAUAUAAAAAAGGGCGAUGAAUUAGUCAUGAAAUUGUAAAUAAUUUCAUAAUUUUAUUAAUAAUAAAUUAUUUAUAGUCUUUGUUUUUCGUCAAGAUAAUUAUUAAAUGUCCAUAACAUUAAUAUGUUAAAAGACCAUAUUAUGAAAGCCCAUGUUGUAACCGUUUUUUUCCGGGAAGUGUAACAAAAAAAAUUACAUUUAACUCUUCAAUUUGUUUAAGUUCUUUGUCGGUAAAAGAUUUAAAAAAUCUUUCUAUAUUUUUCAAUGUUCAAUUUCAAGAUUAUUAUGCGAAAAUCAUACACAAAUAUAAGCAAUUGGUUGGAAUCUCUCCCUGUUCGAAACUACGCUAGGCGUUAGUCGGGGGUAACUCCGGACCUAGCGAGUUACCGAAAAAUCGGGGAUUAAACGAGAUAUACGCGGGGAGUAAUUUUAAUUAUUAUUUUAAAUUUUAAAUACAUAUAUCUAUAUAUAUAUAUGAAGUUAGGGAAAGAUACAAGUAAAAGUAAAGUAGCCCCGUGGUAAAUAGGCAGGCGUUAGUGUAUUUGCACCUGGGAUCGAAGCCCAUAAGGUGCUUUUUGGAUAUUUUUGUGCGUUUUUUAAGUGAAUGGCAUAAUUGUAAUAAAGUCAUCUUCUUCCUUGCGUUUUAUUUAGGUUUUCUGCAAAAAUAUUUCCGCCGCCUUCAACAAAGAUUUGUCAAAAACCACAAAUUUUAUAAGCUUUUCUUGUUGUUUAUGCAUCAAACUCAUAGAUCUACCUUCCAGCAUGCGAUUUAAACACCUAAAACUUCAAAAAGAAUGAACUUUUUGAUCAAUCCGAUUUCUUGGCCGAUGAUGGUGAAAUCGCCACGGUGGAUCUCCGACGAGCGUAUCGGCGCCGCGUAAUCGGGCUCCGCGGACGCGUUUUCGAACAGAGGAAUCUAUAUAUCCUUAUAUUCUUAUUUUAAAUUUAUUGUUUCCUAUUCUGCAAGCAAAUCAAUUACCGAAUUAAUAGAUCAAUUAGUUGUAAUCAAAUCUAUUCUUAUAAUUAGUAUAAUUAUGGUUACAGUUUCUAUAUUUAAUAAGUAUAUUAAAUAUACGAUAUUGAAGAUAUUAUGUUUUGAUUAAUAGAAGAUAUUAUAUUUUGAGUUUGUAUUUAUUGAUUUGUUUUUUUAUAAAGCUUAAAAAAUCAAUAGGAUGAUUAGUUGGUUGAUACAUCCUAUAAAAAAAAAGAAAAACUAUAAGUGGUUUGAAUAUGUACGAUGGAUCGAUGCAUGAUGUUUAUCAUCUAAUACUUUCCACAAGGACUAAGAAAUUAACAAAUUCAUGUACUAAUCGCUUAUACUCGAACGCGCACCAAGCGGUAACCGCAUGUCGUAGCGUUCACUAAAAUUUCCUUUUUGUUAUAAAUUUUAUUUAUCAAUAAAACAAAUAUCAAAUCUUUCUUUUUAAUUACAAGAGAUAUUUUUACCCAAAAAAAAAAGAGAUAUUGCAAAAUCAAUUUCCUUGUUGGGAUUUGCUUUGGUCCUAUAUAAAUGCAAACACGGUUAGCAACUUAAAAAGAUCAUAACACAACCCUAAUUAAUUAUCCUGUAAUGGACGGCUUACCUGGACAUCUCCUAAACGAGGUUCUCUUCAAGACAGAUCUCAGAGCUCUGGCUAUGUUGUGUUGCACAAAUAUAUCACUCCAGUCCCAUAUACACGACCCUUCUUUUGUAUCUGAAUACCGUUCUCAGAUCAGAUCCAGUUUGCUUUAUAUCUCCUCUUAUGGCUCAACUUAUCUAUGCUGCCACCACCCUCACGGCGGUUCUAGGUCACUCACAAUCAUAGAUGCAUGUCAUAUUUUGGGAUAUUGCUCAGGCCUUCUUCUACUUUUCAUUAAUGAUCGUCUAUGCGUGACCAACCCCCUUACCAAGAAGUUUCGGUUCUUGACUUCGUUUGAUCCUUGUCCUCGAAGAUUUGUUUGUCAAGACAGUAGAAACCAACUAGGGCUCGCGGUUAAUCAGAUUGAUCGAACCACACAGAAUUUCAAAGUUGUGUUCAUAUUCGAGUUGGCAAAAACCGAUGUAACUAGGUAUGGUUUCGAUAUUCACGCUAAAGACUCAUGGACAUGUUCAAAAACGACAAUUACUUGCCACACAAGCAAUCCUGAUGACCGUAUGAAGAACCCUGUUUACAUGAACGGGUCUCUUCACUGGCUAAGAAACGACGGAAGCAUCAUAGCUUUCAACCCCGAAACAGAGCAAGCACGGCUGAUCCAGGCUGACUUCCCCCGGGGAUUGACUUCGAGAGCGCUCUUUGCACCCGGAGUUAAUAGCUUGACUUUGGUAUCAGCCAAUGAGGAAGUCAUUUACUUUUAUGCACUCAAGAACAUUCUCAGUGAUCCCAAGUGGGUCCUCGAGAAGCAGAUCCAGAACGGAGUGAUUGACAAAAAUGUAGUUACUUGGUACGUAGAAGCUUACAACGGAAAGUGUGUAGUGUUACGAACUUGUUAUGAUGGAGUAGUUCAUGUGUACGACUUGAGUGCUAGCAAGUGGGCAGUCAUGGGUUCGGUUCCAAUUUGGUACGAUGCAAAUCUAAAUUUUUUUCUGUUCACACCUUCACCUUAUUCUGUGGUAGGACUUGAUGAUAUAUUGGCUCGUGGUGAUAGACGCAUCUCCUCUCUAAGAUCGAUUAUUACACUGGUUGAUAGAAGCUCACCAGAAAAUCAACUUAAAGAAAAUGUCGGUUGAAGAGAAGAAGAAGAGGUGAAAUUACAUCUGGGAAUGUUAUUUGAAUGAGCAAAAUACCAACAACAAAAGAAGAGUGGUGUAGACACAUUCGUAUUUUGUGAGGAACAUGCGUCUUUUGGUGAUUUGGUUAAUGGAACAUGGUACUGUUUUAUGUUUUCUUCUCUCUUUUCUUUCACUAUAUAUGUGAUUUUGUUUUGUGUAGUUGUUUAAAAUUUGAAAGUUUUUAUUUCACUAGUUUUUGAAUCAUUCAACCAACCAAAAACUCCAGCAUAAUGAUAGCCGACGGUUGUUCAAUUUUUCAACACAUAAAGUGGUCUAAAUGGUAUUUUCAUAAUCUGUGUUUCUCUUGCCAUGGCAAUGUAUAAUUCUUUUUAACAUUAAUAAACUGUGAUCUGCCAUUUGGUUGAUCCCACAAAUAUAAUUAUAAUCUGUCAUGUAAUUCAAAUCAAACAUGAUAAACUCUGAAUAGACAACAAAACAAAACAUACAUGUGCAAAAAUAGUUGAAACAUUUUUCGGAAAUAAACUCUAAUCUUUGAUAUCUUUCGUUCAUCGUCUUCCAAGCAGUUCCAUCUCUUCAAUGAUUUGCAGGAAUACCCUUCAAGUGAACCAUGUUGAUAACCAGAGGAGUCAAAGUCAAGCUUCAUCAUUCUGAGAAUUUGGACGCAUCGAAUUGCUUUGGGAUAGACGGUGUAGUGUCGUUUGUUGCUUGCCACAUGUGCAGUUCGUGUGGGUAUGCGAAUGAGUGUUUCAAAUUCUUUGCUUCUAACAGUUCUUGUUUUUCUGUUUUGUCUCUUGACAUCUUUUGAAUGUUGAGUUUCAAAGUCAUCCACAUGAUCGAUAUGGGAAGAACAUAUAAGUUUGAAAUCAACGGUGGAAACUCAUGGAGACGUUUGGAAACGACGCUUACGCUUACGUGCCACUCAAGUCUAAUGAAACCCCCUGUUUACUUAGACGGGUCUCUUCUCUUCACUGGCUGAGAAAGGACGGUUGUGGCUUUCAAUCUCAAGACGGAGCAAGCACGACUUAUCCCGGUCAAAUUCCCCCUGGAACUGAGUUCAAAAACGCUCUUUGCUGCUGGCGAUAAUAGCAUAACUUUGAUAUCGGCAACGGAGAAAGUCGUUUACUUUUAUGCCCUUACGAAUAUCCUCAGUGAUCGUCGACCCAAGUGGAUCCUCCUGAAGCAAAUCCACAACGGAGUGAUGGACAAAAAGAAGCUUUAUUAUUGGAACGUUCUGACUUACAACGGCAAGUGUUUAGUGUUGAGUGUGUGUAGUAGAGAUUACAACCAGUACAGGUCCUGAGGUUUACAAGGUCCCGUACGAAAUUAAAAAAAUUAAUAUUUUUUUUGGUUAAAACAAUUACAUUUUUCUAAAAGAAUUAGGGCAAAUUUUAUUUUGACUUUAAUAUAUGUAUUUUAUGUUAAUUUAAUUGACUUACUUAUGUAAAAUUUAUUAAUUUGACAUGUUCUGAUAUUUUCUAACUAAAUGUGAAAAAUAUAUAGUUUUAUAAGUAUAGAAUUCAACUAAAAAAAUUUGACCUGAA